Molecule: messenger RNA, 579 nt
Organism: Drosophila innubila
Lineage: Eukaryota; Metazoa; Arthropoda; Insecta; Diptera; Drosophilidae
Exons: 2
Coding region: 1-579 (192 amino acids)
Source: RefSeq, a predicted model, not a curated record
AUGCAAAUCCUUGAGAGUUUUCUUACGCAAGGUUGGGACAUCACCUUCAGCAGCCCGGCGACCAUUGGCGAACACAAAGCCGAUUUGCCCGCGCUGGGUAUCGCCGAAUGCGCCAUCGAGCUCAAUAACAGCAGUUUCGAUGACUUUAUUUGCGAACUGGCCCCGGAUAUCGUGCUGUUCGACCGCUUCAUGAUGGAGGAACAGUUUGGCUGGCGCGUCGAAAAUGCUGCCCCGACGCCCUGCGCGUGCUGGAAACCUCCGACCUGCAAAGCCUGCGCGACGCACGUCACCAGCGAAGAGUUCCGACUGAUGGCCGAGACCGACCUGGCCAAGCGCGAAAUCGCGGCGAUUUACCGCUGUGAUAUCAGCCUGAUGAUUUCCGACGUGGAAAUCCGCCUGCUCACCGAGCACUUCAAGGUGCCAGCCGCCCUGCUCCACUGGUGCCCGCUGAUGCUGGAGCCGCCGACCGAGCCCUUCGCACCCUUUGAAGACCGCGCGCACUUUCUCAGCAUCGGCAACUUUCGCCACGCGCCCAACUGGGAUGCGGUGCUCUGGAUGAAAACAGCCUGUGGCCGCUGA